Schizosaccharomyces japonicus yFS275 is the source of this 588-nucleotide messenger RNA. Its product is annotated as 40S ribosomal protein S19. The record is from RefSeq and is a predicted model, not a curated record. Lineage: Eukaryota; Fungi; Ascomycota; Schizosaccharomycetes; Schizosaccharomycetales; Schizosaccharomycetaceae. Gene Ontology annotation, cellular component: ribosome. Bases 85 to 519 code for a protein of 144 amino acids. Gene Ontology annotation, biological process: translation. Gene Ontology annotation, molecular function: structural constituent of ribosome. The transcript is spliced from 2 exons.
ACACUAGCAAAAAUACAUUUCUUUCAGACGUCUCCUUUUACCGUCCACCACCUUCACCAACCUUAACCAAACGGCAGUUUCAUCAUGGCUGGAGUUUCUGUUAAAGAUGUUGAUGCUCAAAAGUUCAUCACUGCCUAUGCCGCUUUCUUGAAGCGUUCUGGUAAGAUGACUACCCCCCAGUGGAUUGACAUCGUCAAGACUGGUACCCACAAGGAGUUGGCUCCUUACGACCCUGACUGGUACUUUGUCCGUGCCGCUGCCAUUGCUCGUCACAUCUACCUUCGCAAGCAAGUUGGUGUUGGUCGCCUUUGCAAGGUUUACGGCGGAUCCGUCAACCGUGGUAUGCGUCCUUCUCAUCACCGCGACUGCUCUGGCAGUGUUCAACGCAAGGUUGUUCAAAGCUUGGAGAAGAUUGGUGUGCUUGAGAAGAGCGAGAACGGUGGUCGUCGCAUCUCCCAGCAAGGUCAACGUGACUUGGAUCGCAUUGCCUACUCUCUCAUCGAGGAGGACGAGGAGUAAAAUCGAAAUGCAUUUGAAAGUUCUUUAACAACGUAGACGUAGCUGAAGAGUACGUUAUUACGAGGGGAA